This is a messenger RNA of Asterias rubens (European starfish), 937 nucleotides long. Its product is annotated as copper transport protein ATOX1-like. The record is from RefSeq and is a predicted model, not a curated record. Gene Ontology annotation, biological process: copper ion transport. Gene Ontology annotation, molecular function: copper chaperone activity; metal ion binding. Bases 136 to 357 code for a protein of 73 amino acids. Lineage: Eukaryota; Metazoa; Echinodermata; Asteroidea; Forcipulatida; Asteriidae. Gene Ontology annotation, cellular component: cytosol. The transcript has 3 exons.
CCCACGCACACGUCAUCCAACGGGACUUUUAUUGUUUUGCUGGACGCGAAUGGUGUGUGAAGAAACUGACAUUUUCAUCUCUGAAAUACAUCAUACUUGAUUUGCAAGAAGCUUCUUUAGAUACGUUACUUUAACAUGGCGACACAGAAACAUGUUUUUCAAGUGGAAAUGACUUGUGAGGGCUGCUCCGGGGCUGUGACUCGAGUUCUCACCAAGCAAGGAGACAAAGUAGCAAAGUUUGACGUCAGCCUGGAGACACAGAAGGUUAUCGUUGAGUCUGCCAUGAGCUCCGAUGAACUGUUGGCGAUAAUCAAAAAGACUGGAAAGCCCACCACAUAUGAAGGCAUUACAAACUGAAGAUGACUCCUGGCAUGUGGGAUCAACUGCUGAUUGCAUAGUUUUAUAGCAAGCUUCAUAUUUAUCCAGACACUACUGCUUUUUAUUCAUUAAACAAAACAGCAUUUAUCACCAUACCAAUAGAGAUAAUGGAAAUAAUAUAUACAAGUACUGACAGUUGUCACUUUGUAGCCAGCAGAAAAUCUAGUCAAUUAAUCGGUGGUAUCAGACGUCACGUAGGCCCCCUACAAAUUAAUUUCUGCAAAUAAUACAUGUCGCCCGUAAAAAGUGUGCUACCCCUUGUACAAUUUGCAUUAUUAAGAAUUUUGCAACAGUAUCAAACUGAUUGGAACAUUUUAAAAAUUAAAUUAUUGAUAAUCACAAAUUUUCCUAUGUGAAAUGUGUCAUUGGUUUACCCCAACAGUAGUGUCUCGAUCCAGUACAGUUACUCUUGUUAUAACAAGGUUCAAUUCAAAUAAUUCAAAAUAAAGAAACACAAAGAAGACUAUGAAAUUUUGGAAUUGAUAUUGGAUAACUUUCCGUAUGGCGCCACCACUUUUUCACUAAUUUUUACAAAAAGGGUUAUCUAAUUGAGGUAAAU